AUGAAGCGAUUCACACGAGUCCCGCGGAUGGCCCCCCUCUUCGACAUCGGCUUCAACGCAACCGACGCCGUGUUCAGGGGUGUUUACCACGGCCACAACGGCAACCCUUCUCACGCGGACGACUUUGCCCACGUCCUGGAGCGGGCUCGGCGGUAUGCCUGUGCGAAGAUGAUGGUGACCGGUGGCGAUCUGGCCGAUGCGCGGCGUGCCAUGGAGCUGGCUGCAAAGUACCCCGGUGUGUUGUAUUCGACCGUGGGUACGCACCCUACGCACGCGCAAGCAUUCGACAAACACCCCGAAGGACCCGAGCACUACCUCGAGGGAUUAGAGCUGCUCGCCAAAGAAGGAAAAGAAAGUGGUGUAGUCAUCGCCUUUGGAGAGUUCGGACUCGACUACGACCGCCUCGACUGGUGUCCAAAAGACGUCCAACUGAAAUACUUUAAACAACAGCUCGAACUCGCAACAAAUCUCGACCUCCCACUAUUCCUCCACUCCAGAGCCUGCGCAGAAGAUUUCGAAUCAAUGCUUUUCCCUAUGCUACCCCGUCUUCCACGAGGCGGCGUCGUUCACUCCUUCACAGGCUCCAUCGAGGAGAUGCACCGCCUCGUUGCGAAGGGCCUAUACAUCUCCGUCAACGGGUGUAGUAUGAAGACCGAGGAGCAGCUCGAUAUGGUCAAGGAGAUUCCCCUCGACUAUCUAAUGUUGGAGACAGAUGCUCCGUGGUGUGGGUUGAAGACGUCUACCGUCGGAAAGUAUUUGAAAGAUGCACCGCAGAUGCCAACAAUUCGCAAGAAGGAAAAGUUUGUCUUGGGUGAUAUGACAAAGUCAAGGAAUGAGCCUUGUACCAUGAUUCAUGUCGCUACCGUUGUUGCGGCAUUGAAGGGGUGCUCCGUCCAAGAGUUGACCAAAAUUGUAUGGGAGAACACCAUGAAACUGUUUUUGCCGAAUGAGCCGCUGGAACUGCCGAACUAACUAGCAUACGAUACAUCAU
Molecule: messenger RNA, 991 nt
Organism: Saitoella complicata NRRL Y-17804
Lineage: Eukaryota; Fungi; Ascomycota; Saitoellomycetes; Saitoellales; Saitoellaceae
Product: putative hydrolase
Exons: 2
Coding region: 1-972 (323 amino acids)
Cellular component (GO): cytosol
Molecular function (GO): 3'-5'-DNA exonuclease activity
Source: RefSeq, a predicted model, not a curated record